UAUAUAUCAAAUAUUUCAUCUUCAUCAUUUUCCCCGUCCCCCUUUCCAACUUAUUUAUAUAUUUAUUUUUUCCCCUUCCAACUAUAUAAACAGCUGUAACAUAAGGCUGUAUCCCUAACUCAACCCCAAUACCCCGCCAUCGCAUCCAUCACCAAACCGCCACCAUGGGCUCCUCAACCCCCGCGCAACUCCCCGCCAUGGCGACAUCCCCGAAACACAUCUUCUUCACCGACUUCGACGGGACCAUCACCUCUCGCGACUCCAACGACUACAUGACCGACAACCUCGGAUUCGGCCAGCCCACCCGCCUCGCCCUCAACCGCCAGGUCCUCGCCAACGAGAUCACCUUCCGCUCCGCCUUCAAGCAGAUGCUGGAUUCGAUCCCGACGCCGUUCGAUCAGUGCACCAACAUCCUGCUCGAGAGAAUUGAGCUUGACCCCGGGUUUCGCGCGUUCUACGAUUGGGCAAAGGCGAAUAAUGUCCCAAUCGUUAUUUUGAGUGGGGGAAUGACGCCGAUUAUUCGCGCGCUGCUGGAUAAGCUGCUUGAUGAGGAUAGCAGCUGGAUGCAGAUUGUGAGCAAUGAGGUUGGGGCUCGCCCGGGGAAGAGCAUCAAUGAGGAGAAGGGAUGGGAGAUUGUGUUCCAUGACGAGACCGGCUUCGGUCACGACAAGAGCAGCACCAUCCGUCCCUACGCCGCCCUCCCCGCCGACCAGAGACCAACCAUGUUCUACGCCGGUGACGGAGUCUCCGAUCUUUCUGCCGCCAAGGAGACUGAUCUCCUCUUCGCCAAGAAGGGCCAUGACCUAGUAACCUACUGCGUCAAGCAACACGUCCCCUUCUACGAAUUCGAAGACUGGACCACCAUCCUCACCCAAGUCCAGAGCAUCGUCUCCGGCGCCAAGAGCGUGAAGCAAGUUUCCGCCGAGGGAGUCGAGGCGUUCACCGCUGCGCUGAAGGCUUAAGUGCAUAUCACAUACCUUCUAUCUCACACCUCGCAUCUCACACCGACUUCAUUAUCGCGCUUAGAGUGGAUGAGCAAGACGUGUGGAUGGGGUAGAGUAGGUAGAAUUGGGAACGAGUGAUGAACGGGAGGGACGUAGUGGAGUGAAUUGACGACCGAAAAACUGGAUUUAGACGGCGGAUUGGGGGUAUAGAGGUUACUUCCUUUGGAUCUUGGGCCAUUUAGAGGGUAGAGGUAGACAGACACCUGAUUGGUUACAAAUAGACAAACAUUUGGUUUUCUCUA
This is a messenger RNA of Pseudogymnoascus verrucosus, 1246 nucleotides long. RefSeq lists its product as uncharacterized. The transcript is spliced from 4 exons. The coding region runs from base 165 to 962 and encodes 265 amino acids. Gene Ontology annotation, molecular function: phosphatase activity. The record is from RefSeq and is a predicted model, not a curated record. Lineage: Eukaryota; Fungi; Ascomycota; Leotiomycetes; Thelebolales; Thelebolaceae.